AGAGCAUCAUGUCCACCAUGGCUUGUGUUUAUUCUGAAAGUCUAACAUUGGACCUGCGUAUAAAACAGAAUUACAAUGCUCAAUUUGCAAAAUUGUGUUGGACAACUGGUAGGUAGAGUGAGAAGACAACAGUUCAUUGGUUUGCUAACAAGCUGGCAACGGUGAAAUCAGUUAGAUAACGUUAGCUAGCUACGCUACCAGUAUAAUCAAGUAGCUAACCUUGUUACUAAACGUUUCUUAGACUCGCUUUUCGACGCCGAAAACCCUUUACAUUGUAGCCAACGUAUGAGACAUCAUCUUCUAUAACUGGUGUUGGAAGGGUGGCUCCCUUCACGUCUUUUUCCUCGAUGUCUCAGCGCAAACAUGUUGAAUUGCUUUGUUUACCUUUUGAAUUUGACGGAAUUUACCCAGAGUGCAACGCGUUAUUUACAUUAUGACGUAAAAGUGAAAUCAGGCCAUUUCCGGGCAGCACAAUUCACAGCACCAUGGAUCAGGUGAUAUGUCAGCUGAUGAGCAGAAGAACCAGGAAGAGAGAUUGGGUGUCAUAGCGUUGUUAUUUCUCAAGAAGUAUUAUAUUUAUAAACCCAAGACACAUCAUAAUAUCUGAGAAACACAUUAUUAUUGCUACACAAAGACAAUACAUUCAAAAUGUUUGCCGCUGACGACGAGGAUGGAGAUUUUCUGUCGCCUACUGGAGGGUGAGUUUGCUUUCUUUCUGGUAUUAGCCAGCUAGCCUAUCUAGCUAAACUUUUUUUUUAUUUUUUUUUACAUAAAACUGCUUAUUUUGUAGCUAUCUUGCUUGUUUGCUUUUUAGACACUGCCUGAAUUGAAGUAGGCUAGGUUGUCAUUUUCACAGAGCUAGCUACAUAGUUACUGCACGCACUGACAAAAACUGCACCGAUGCGAUGGAAAAUGGCUAGCUGCGAAAUGAUUUUGAUUGACCCUGAAGCCUACUACAACCGAAUUCACUACAACAAUUUAAAAUAGUCAAGCCCCUUCACACACACACACAGUCUGGUACAUUUGACAGACUUGCGCGAGUCGGGCGCAUGCCUUGCACGAUAUAAAUCGAAAGAAAAUGUGACCUAGCCUUGCUCUUCGCGCAUCCUCAGUUAGAGCCUUGUGUUCUGAGACAGGCUUUGUCCUCCACCUCUCACCCAGAGACAGUAAUGCAUGGGAUUUGCAUGGACAGUGGGUGUCUUAUGCAACUGAUUCGGUCUCAGGUCACUGUAUUUGCAGCAUCCUAUGUUUAGGGUAGUUUGUGAUUUCACCCAAAUAUGUUUUCCCUUUUGGCUGUGAGCCCAAUUUCAGUUAAAAAAUUGGUUUGGUACCAAAGUUGCUGGAUGAAUAGGUCUGCUAUGUCUCAUCUGAAGUUCAUAACUAUUCAAUCACUUGUACAAUGCAUGCUAACUGCCAACUAGGGCCUGUGUUAUUUGGUUCUCUAACAUUUCCUGGAUAGUGGGGCAAUAGUUCCCUCGGCUAAUAUGAUUUGGAGGAAUAAAACUUGUCUGGGCCAGGAGCAGUGAAGGAGGGGGGAGGCUAGCGUUGUGGCUCCUAAUUCCUCUCACAUGCUGGUAGUUAGGGCCAGUAGGGCGAGGGCUGCCUGCUCCUUCAGAUCAGCUCAGAAAACUGGACUGCAGAUUGAGCCACAGCUCUUCCAGUGAUAUGGUGUCAAAUCUGCCAUGGAGGUGUGACUGCAUUGGAGAACAAGACAUUGGGGAAAGGAGAGGAGGGCAUCACUAAGGGUGGCAACACUGAAACUCAGUGUGUUGUUGGGUGGCCCAUGCCUGUUUUACAAGUGGCUAAACAGGCUACUCUUCACCACCAGUCGUCAGCAACAAAGACCCAGGCCUCAAGGUGCCCACCAUGUCUUCUGCUCUGAGGGAUAAUGACUACCUGUGGAGGGAGAUCCAAGGGUCAGUAUGGCCCUGCUCUGGAUGGAAACGUUCAAGUGAAAUCUGAUGAUUUUCAUCUUGAUGAUGAACAUAGCAUUCAUUUUCCACUGGUGGUCUGUCGUCUGUCUGUGGCAGUUGAGGAAGGUUAUGGGGCUUUUUAUUAUGUGAAUUUGUGAUAUGGUUCUUAUGAUAGCAAGCAUGUGAAAUGUUCUUGUGAUGUAUUUACGCUUCAGUUAUGGCAACAUAAUAUUGUUAGAGAUGAUGGUGCAAUACAUGAUGAUGUAAGCUAUUCUAGUGUGUAAGAUUAUUGUAUUGUAGUAAGAGCUGCUGUGAUAACCUACAUUCGUGGUAUUGUGUUUGUCAUCUUUAAUUCAACAACAUGUUAAAUGUGGACUUUUUAACAUGAACAUUGUAGAAUGUUGACUUGACUUGUUGGAGGCAGUUGCUUUGGGAUUCAGAAAUCCUCAGUCUGUCAGAUGAAAGGGCUCAUAAGAGCAGCUUUUCUCUAUUGUGUGGGCAUGGGUCUUGAUAUACAGUGUGGUGGCUGUAUCAACCAGGCAUGGGGAUUUUGUUCUCUCUGCUCAAUAUAAAAUCAGGAACAGUAAGCAAGAAAAUUGUUAACCAUGAAACAGCAACAACUGAACUGCUGAGUUGAUAGAAUAGCUUUUGCUUUUUAUCCAAUCAGUUUUUUUUUGUCUCUAUGGAACAUAAUAUGGUGUGUUGAUCUCUUUUGAACUUCACUUAGGAGAGAGCCUAGUAGGCCUACCUCAUUACACCAAUAGGGCUUUUGCAGAUUAUGGGCUUACAGAAAUAACCUAAAUAACACUUGCUCUAUGUCCAGGUUCCCCAACUCGCGGCCCGUGGGUGAUUUUAUUUGGCCCCCCAAGUUUUCUGAGCAAAAAAUAUCCGUUUGGGCUUCUUGCGGUCAAUUUGCAGUCUACAAAUUAUUUGUAAUUACAGUGGAUUCGGAAAGUAUUCAGACCCCUUCACUUUUUCCACAUUUUGUUUACGUUACAGCCUUAUUCUAAAAUGGAUUAUGUUGUUUUUAUGAUACCCCAUUAUGACAAAGCAAAAACAGGUUUUAGAAAUGUGUGCUAAUUUAUUCAAAAUAAAAAAAACGGAAAUAACAUUUACAUAAGUAUUCAGACCCUUUACUCAGUACUUUGUUGAAGCACCUUUGGCAGCGAUUACAUCCUUGAGUCUUCUUCGGCAUGACGCUACAAACCUGGCACACCUGUAUUUGGGAAGUUUCUCCCAUUCUUCUCUGCAGAUCCUCUCAAGCUCUGUCAGGUUGGAUGGGGAGCGUCGCUGCAUAGCUAUUUUCAAGUCUCUCAAGAGAUGUUCGAUCGGGUUCAAGUCCGGGCUCUGGCUGGGCCACUCAAGGACAUUCAGAGACUUGUCCUGAAGGCACUCCUGCGUUGUCUUGGCUGUGUGCUUACGGUCGUUGUGCUGUUGGAAGGUGAACCUUCGCCCCAGUCUGAGGUCCUGAGCACUCUGGAGCAGAUUUUCAUCAAGGAUCUCUCUGUACUUUGCUCCGUUCAUCUUUCCCUCGAUCCUGACUAGUCUCCCAGUCCCUGCCGCUGAAAAACAUCCCCACAGCAUGAUGCUGCCACCACCAUGCAUGACCGUUGGGAUGGUAUUGGCUAGGUGAUGAGCAGUGCAUGGUUUCCUCGAGACAAUACGUUUGGCAUUCAGGCCAAAGAGUUCAAUCUUGGUUUCAUCAGACCAGAGAAUCUUGUUCCUCAUGGUCUGAGAGUUCCUUCGGUGCCUUUUGGCAAACUCCAAGCAGGCUGUCAUGUGCCUUUUACUGAGGAGUGGCUUCCGUCUGGCCACUCUACCAUAAAGGCCUGAUUGGUGGAGUGCUGCAGAGAUGGUUGUCCUUCUGGAAGGUUCUACCAUCUCCACAGAGGAACUCUGGAGGUCUGUCAGUGACCAUCGGGUUCUUGUUCACCUCCCUGACCAAAGCCCUUCUCCCCCGAUUGCUCAGUUUGGCCGCGUGGCCAGCUCUAGGAAGAGUCUUGGUGGUUCCAAACUUCUUCCAUUUAAGAAUGAUGGAGGCCACUGUGUUCUUGGGGACCUUCAAAGCUGCAGAAAUGUUUUGGUACCUUUCCCCAGAUCUGUGCCUCGACACAAUCCUGUCUCGGAGCUCUACGAACAAUUCCUUCGACCUCAUGGCUUGGUUUUUGCUCUGACAUGCAAUGUCAACUGUGGGACCAUAUAUAGAGAGGUGCGUGCCUUUCCAAAUCAUGUCCAAUCAAUUGAAUUUACCACAGGUGGACUUGUAGAAACAUCUCAAGGAUGAUCAGUGCAAACCGGAUGCACCUGAGCUCAAUUUCGAGUCUCAUAGCAAAGGGUCUGAAUACUUAUGUAAAUAAGGUAUUUCUGUUUUUUGUUUGUAAUACAUUGCAAAUAUUCCUAAACUUUUUUUUCGCUUUGUCAUUAUUGGGAAUUGUGUGUAGAUUGAGGAACAAAAUGCAUUUAAUCAAUUUUAGAAUAAGGCUGUACUGUAACAAAAUGUGGAAAAAGUGAAGGGGUCCGAAUACUUUCCGAAUGCACUGUAUGUUCCGGCCCUUUGACCAUCCGCUCAAGAAAAAAUCAGCCCGUGGCUGAAUCUAGUUGAUGAUCCCUGCGCUGUGUUAUUUCAGGGCAAAGCUGGCAUCACUUUUUGGACUGGACAAAGCACCAAGUCCGGGGAAUGAAUCCUUCCAAUAUACAGCCCCUAAACAGCCUAGGAAGACCUCGAAUCAAGGUAAAAACAUAAUUUUAGCAAUGGAAGGAAAUAUGACCAAAGUUAGGUUAAUAUGCUCAGGUGAAACUGAGAUGUGUUUACUGACAAUAGAGCAUGUUUUAAUUUCCAGGACCUCCUGCCCAGAAACACACUGCCCCUCCUGGUACUCCUGCGGUAUUAUUGGCCACAGCUAUCCAUGCUUUCAAAUAGUGAGUAUCUUUAAACUGUACAAAUGACUUGAAAUGCCACCCUGUUGAUGUGACAUCAUGAGACCCAUUCAUUUGUUUUGAGUUCAUGACUUACUCCAUAACUGACGGUGCAUAUUUCUGUUUAGUCUUAACGGACAGUAUCAGAAACAAGGAAAGCUUGGAGCUGCAGUCCUGGGUAACCACACAACCAAAGAGGUGCGAGCAGAGAUGUUUUUUAUUAUUUUUUUAAUGUACAUUUUCAUGAGACUUUGUCUCUUUGAACAUGCUGAUCAUACACGUUUGCUACCAAUGAUCUAAAAGUUCCCUGUCCUGUUUUUUUCAUAGUACAAACUCUUGCUGUACGCCAGUCAACAGAAACAAGUGACUGCGGCCAAGAUUCAUGUUGGGUUCGUCUUUACGGUGAGUUUGUGUCAGAAGAACCUGAGCAAGUGAAGAGAGAGCCAGUUGGCUUUACUUAAAGAAUCUCAGCUCUUACUCUCUCCUAUUGUCUCCUGCAGGUUCAGCCCAGCAACUACUGCACUUUUUAUGACGACCAGCGUCAGAACUGGUCCCUGAUGUUUGACACAGACAAAGCUGCCGUGGACUUUUGUAAAGAGGUGAAGGACAGCAGAUGGACUCUGAGUUCGUUUAAUUUCUUUGUGUAGAAAACAUUUAAUAGUGGUAUAAAAGUGAUUGAAAUGGCUACUUGUCUUUGAUUUAGGUAUGUUUGGCAAAAGUGAACAGCGCCCCCUCCUUAGAUAUGGUGGUGGUGCAGGACCUGACACUAGGGGAGGGGCAGGGGGUUGAGAAUGGAGACUCCCUGGAGGUGGCAUACACAGGCUGGCUCCUGCAGAACCAUGCCGUCGGACAGGUAAGAUAUGGCUGUGUUUGUUGUGCCAUUAGAGAUCAAUGCUUUGCACAAUGCUGUGUGCCGUCUUUGCCCUGGGAUGUAGUGGUACAGCAGUAGUUUUGUAAUAUUCAACUAUUGUUUCAGGUGUUUGACUCCAAUCUGAACAAAGACAAGCUACUACGAUUGAAACUUGGCGCUGGAAAAGUGAUUAAGGUGAGUUAUUUAUGUCCUAUGGGUGAAUAAUUUGGGUUGUAUGGGCACAGCUUUUGUUCUAAAUAAGAAUAGUAGUGGCAUUCCAUUCCAGACAUGUAUGGUGAAUUUACAGCUUCCUCUCUCUCCUCUCUAAUUGCCAGGGCUGGGAGGAGGGCAUGCUGGGUAUGAGGAAGUCAGGCCGGCGUCUCAUGGUGAUACCCCCCAGUCUGGGAUACGGCUCCCAAGGAGUGGCCAACCGCGUCCCAGCAGACUGCACACUUAUCUUUGAGGCAGAGCUACGACGGGUAGGACGUCCAGCAUCUUUCAAAUGGGACUGUCCAAUAACAUUAAGCCAAAGUUCAUAUUUGAUGAGUUUCUUUGUCUCCUCAUGCCCUUCUGUUGUGUCCUCAGUUGAAGUUGGCGAAGGACAGCGUGUCUGACCGUGCCAGUGCUGGGUCUCGGGACUCUGCUGCCCCCUCACCUGCCCCCAGUGUGGAGAACCUGGGCCCGGACCUUCCGGCAGGGCCCGCUCAGCCCCCUUCUACAAGCCCCGGGAGACCAGGGUAAGAGCACAGGCUUUCCUGAACACACUCAUAACCAACUCCCCCAGCUCAUUUCUGUCUUUGUCCUUCUUUCAUUGUUUUCACCUUCUUUUUCAGAGAAACACCACUUCGGGCAAAGUCAAAUUCCAUCAGUGAACAGUUGACAGUGAGUGCUUUCUCUCUCUUUCUCUUCUGAGUAACAUUAGACUUUGAUAUACAACGGGCAAAGCUGACCUGUUAGUAACCCAAACCCUAUCAGGCUGAUGAGGUAUAACCUACUCCUUAAUCUUCCCAUGGCUCCAGAAUCCAGAUGCCACCAAAGCCAAGCUGAUCUCUCGCAUGGCCAAGAUGGGACAGCCCAUGUUGCCCUUCAUGGCAGGGCCCUCCUCCCAGCCAGACUCCAGCGACUCAGAGAUGGAGGUGAGAUGGAGGGUCCAAGGGAUUGUAUUUUCACAUAGCUGCACAAUAUUAGCUGAGAUAAAGAUGCUAGACAUAACCAGUGUCUUCCUUCAGGACUCCAGAGUGAAGGCGCGUCCUGCUGCUCCCUCUCCUGUGCAGAUCUCCACUGCCCCCCAAGCGCCAGUGCAAGGUGAGCUCUCCUACAGCCUUUGCUGGAGUCAUUACUCCAUGUUUAGCUGUCCAAUAGAUGGGCCAAUAUCACUGUUUUUUAAGACCGAUGUCUUGAAUUAGACUCAGAUCUGCUGUAAAGCUUUUCAUGGUGUCGAUGUUUGUUGCUGCCCUGGGAUGUCAUUUCUCAGUUUGUACAUAAUGUUUUUUUCCUACAGUGCUUUCCUACCCUCAUGGGGCACCGCCCUCUGCCUUGAUGCCUGUCGCUAUGACAACUGCCGCUCCGCAGCCUGUGAUGCCAGGCUCCGCCCAUGCCUUUCAGGUGAGAAUGACAAAUGUCAUCUUCAUCGUUCAACUGUCAAACAUUUAAACUAAUUUCCAUGCUAUUUUGUAUUGGCUGUAGAGCUGAUUUAAAGGCUAACCUCCCUUCUAAUGAAUCUUCCUCCAUUCUCUGUUGCGUCAUUGAAUCAGUCUUAUGUUCUUUCAUAGCCUUAUGCCUACACACAGUCCUCUAUGGCUCCAUCUCAACUUCAACCAAUGGGCCAGAUUUACCCCACCCAGACAGUGCCGUACAUGGGAGGCACUGGCGAGGUCACUUCCUUCCUCAUGACUGAAGCUCGGCAGCACAACACUGAGAUCCGAUUGGCUGUUGGCAAAGUGGCCGAUAAAGUGGACCAGUUGGCGUCAAAGGUCAGCAAUAUUAUUAAGGGUAUUUCUCUUUAUCAGACAUUUCCACCUCCAGUGUGACAUCAGUUUUUCACUUCUCAUCGAUCCUCAUGUUUUGACAGGUUGACGACCUUCAGAGGCAAGGAGGCCACUCAUUGGCUAUGCCCAGUGUCACUAUGGAAACAUCCAUGAUUAUGCACAACAUCCAAAGAAUCAUUCAGGUAUAGUCUGGUUGGGGGCGGGGGGUGUGAGGGAUUUAAUACCCUAAUAAUACUUUAGUGAAAUAUCUACAUGUUUUUUUUAAUUCGUUAAAUCUCUCACUAUAUUUACUGUACAGGAAAAUGAAUCUUUAAAGAAGGAUGUCUACGAGAAGAGCUCACGUGUAGAGGAGCAGAACCACAAGAUUGGGGAGCUCAUCAACCAGAACCAGAGGUAAGACACAGACAUUGAUGCAGAAGAUAACAUUGGUGGAUCUGAAAUGGCACCAUAUUCACAUACCAAUAGGGUGCUCUUUCGGACCCAGCCGUUGAGUUUCUCCACGUGUCCAGCCAGGCUUGUCUCUUUUGUUGUUGUCCAGGUACAUGGAGCAGAGUAACCUGCUGAUGGAGCAGAGGAAUGACUCCCUGAAGUCAUCCAGUGAACACAACCAGGCCCGGGUGCUGCAGGCCCAACAGGAUAAGGUAGAUCACAGCUCCACUGCAACGCCCACCCUACUGUACAUCUGUAUAUACUGUCAUCACCCUGCAAGGAUGAACUAACCUUCUCUUAUACUCACAGCUAGGGCAAAUAUGAGGUGUGAUUAUUUAAUCCACAGCCAUGGCUCAUUAUUCUCAUGUGAUUUAACGGCUCUAUUACAGUAUCUAACAUGGCUUUAGGGAUAUUAGUGUUGUUUUUGUCUGGGGACUAGACUAACAGCCACUCUGCUGCAGCUCCUGGCUGUUUGUCCUGCUGUGUUCCUCUCAGGAACUUUAGUAGUGACUGCUCUCUCUUUCCAGCAUGCUCUGCCUCAGGACCUGGGCUUGGGCCAGGUGAGCCUGUUAGCUCUCGCUCUACCUUCCUCCACUCAUCCUCCUUCCUGUCCCCUUUUUGCUAACUUUUCAUUAAUUUUAUUUUUCUUCAGCCCUUCUCAUCAUCAAACAUCAUAAUUCACCAGUCAUCUUCUUCCCACAGUGUCAUGCUUACAGACUCCAUGUCUCUCACUCAUCAUCACGUCCAGCCAAUCCCCAUCACCAUUGUCCAGCCAAUCCCCAUCACCACUGUCCACUCUCACUGUCUAUGGCUGUGUCCCAAAACUCUGAGAUGGCCUCCUUUUCUCGUCGUCUUUCCUUCAUGACCACUGGAAAAAGGACUGGACACUGACAGUUCCCAACAUGUUGCUUUGUUUCCAGUCAGAUUAGUGAUCAUAAAGGAAAUCAGUUAUUUUAGGUUAUUGUGACAGCCUGUCUUUGGACUGUGUAUUGUAUAGACAGACAACAUUGCUGACUAAAAGUACUUGUCUCUGUCUCUUAGGUGCGUCUGACAGAGGAGCUGGCCACGUGUACAGCGCGGGUGUCCCAGCUGCAGCAGGAGGCCACGUCUCACCAGCAGAGGGCUGCAGAGCUGCAGAGCAAACUGACCUCUGCCCUGCAGGACAGCGACACACACUGCACACACAUCUCCUCCUUAGAGACCCAACUGGAAGGUUUGCAGUACUCUUACAUAAUUAUGUGCUAUAAACUGAAUGUUUUUCUUUAACUUGGUUAGAAAGGUGUCAGUGAGUGUUUUAUAUGUGAGUGUGUUUAUGUUGGUGUGAGACGGAGGAAGUGUCUCUAAAGGGGUGUUUGUGUAGAGCUGAAGGAGACGUCAGAGCGAGGCCAGGCCCAGUACCGUACAGAGAAGCAGAAACGCAAAGAGAUGGAGCUCAGAGUGCAUAACAUGGAGGAGGAGCUGCAGGACCUGAAGACUGACAAAGAAAGUUUGGAACGAGUGAGUAUGGCAUACAGUGUCUGUGUUUGUUGGUCUGCCUUUUCUCUCAAGGCUGAGGGGCCGAACGUUAUUCCAGGGUGCAUUCUCAGAGCAUGCGCAAAUCAGCUGGCAGGCAUAUUCACAGUCAUUUCCAACCUCUCCUUGUCCCAGUCUGUAAUAUCUUAAGAUGACUACCAUCAUUCCUGUUCCUAAGAACUCUAAGGCUUCAUGCCACAAUGACUACUGCCCUGUAGCACUCACAUCUGUAAUCAUGAAGUGCUUUGAGAAGCUGGUUAUGGCACACUCUACGCAGACGACACCAUUUUGUAUACAUCUGGCCCUUCAUUGGACACUGUGUUAACAAACCUCCAAACGAGCUUCAAUGCCAUACAACAAUCCUUCAGUAGCCUUCAACUGCUCUUAAACACAAGUAAAACUAAAUGCAUGCUUUUCAAUCGAACGCUGCUAGCACCCGCCCACCCGACUAGAAUCACCACUCUCGACGGGUCUGACCUAGAGUAUGUGGACAACUACAAAUAUCUAGGUGUCUGGUUAGACUGUAAACUCAACUUCCAGACUCACAUAAAGAAUCUCCAAUCCAAAGUUAAAUCUAGAAUCGGCUUCCUAUUUCGCAACAAAGCCUCCUUCACUCAUGCUGCCAAACAUGCCCUCGUAAAACUGACUAUCCUACCGAUCCUUGACUUCGGCGAUGUCAUUUACAAAAUAGCCUCCAACACUCUAUCACAGUGCCAUCCGUUUUGUCUCCAAAGCCCCAUACACUACCCACCACUGUGACCUGUACGCUCUUGUUGGCUGGUCCUCACUACAUGUUCGUCGUCAAACCCACUGGCUCCAGGCCAUCUAUAAAUCACUGCUAGGCAAAUCCCCGCCUUAUCUUAGCUCAUUGGUCACCAUAGCAGCACCCACCCGUAGUCUGCGCUCCAGCAGGUAUAUCUCUCUGGUCAUUCCCAAAGCCAACACCUCCUUUGGCCGCCAUUCCUUCCAGUUCUCUGCUGCCAAUGACUGGAACGAAUUGCAAAAAUCUCUGAAGCUGGAGACUCUUAUCUCCCUCAAUAACUUUAAGCAUCAGUUGUCAGAGCACCUUACCGAUCACUGCACCUGUACACAGCCCAUCUGAAAUUAGCCCACCCAACUACCUCAUCCAACUCCACCAUCCCAGCCACCCUAGACCCACUCCAACUUGCAUACCGCCCUAACAGAUCCAUAGACGACACAAUCUCAACUGCACUCCACACUGUCCUUACCCACCUAGAUAAGAGGAAGACCCAUGUGAGAAUGCUGUUCAUUGACUACAACUCAGCAUUCAACACCAUAGUCCCCUCCAAGCUCGUCACCAAGUUUAGGACUCUGAGACUGAACACCUCGCUCUGCAACUGGAUCCUGGACUUCCUGACAGGCCGACCCCAGGUGGUGAGGGUCACCCCCUGCCACGCUGACCCUCAACACAGGGGCCACACAGGGGUCUGUGCUUAGUUCCCUCCUGUACUCCCUGUUCAUCCACGACUGCGUGGCCACACACGACUCCAACACCAUCAUCAAGUUUGCUGACGACAAGACGGUGGUAGGUCACCGGUGACGAUGAGACAGCCUACAGGGAGGAGGUCAGUGACCUGGCAGUGUGGUGAGAGCAUCUUGACUGGCUGCAUCACUGCUUGGUAUGGCAACAGUACCGCACUCGAUCGACUGGCGCUACAGAAGGUGGUGCGGACGGCCCAGUACAUUACUAGGGCCGAACUCCCUGCCAUCCAGGACCUCUAUAUCAGGCGGUGUGAAAGGAAGGCCCAGCCUCCCAAGCCAUAGACUAUUCUCUCUGCUUCUGCACGGAAAGUGGUACCGGUGCAUCAAGUCUGACACCAACAGGCUCCUGAACAGCUUCUAUCCCCGAGCCAUAAGACUGCUAAAUAGCUAACAGGAUGGCUACAUGGACUAUCUGAGUUGACCCUUGUAUUGUAUUUUUUAUUUUUGCACUGUCUAUAUGCACACCAACACACACUGACACUCCAACACACACACACAACUUGCACACACAUUUAUACUGACUCUACACACACUCGCAUACAAUCAUAAUUUACGCUGCUGCUGCUACUCUGUUUAUCUUAUAUCAUGAUGCCCAGUCAUCUUACCUCUAUACAUAUCUACCUCUAUCACUCUAGUAUCCCUGCACAUUGUAAAUAUGGUAUUGUAACUAACCCUGUUUAAACAUUAAUAUUUAGCCUCCAACGCUUAUGUCGAUGUGCGUGGGGCUAUCAGACAUCUCUGGUAGAAAUUGCCCAAAGGCACAGAUCUAGGAUCAGCUUACAGAUCUCAGCUCUUUUCAAUCCUAAACCAUAACCUUUACCAUUAGAGUGGGAAAAUGACCUAAAACUGACAUUAGAUUGGUGUCUAAGGGUAGCUUCAUCUUUCUUCUCUUAGACACUGUCGGACAGGAAGAGGAAGUGGCAGGCGGAGAGGCAGCGGUGUGAUGAGGAAAUGGAGGAGCUGAGGAGGAGCAGCCAGCAGGACAUGGACAGUCUGAAGACCCAGCUCCGGAAGGCCAGGACCAGCACUGGCCAGGCAGCCUCAGAACAGGUACUGUACAGGGUGUAGUAAUAUUGUCUAUGGGGAGAGGGUGAUGAUAACACAAAUAUUUACACAGCUCAAUCUCCUUUUGGAGAUGUUUAUUUUAAUUUGAAUGAAGAGUAAUUGUGUGUGCCUGACUGUGCUUGUGUGCUUAUAUUUUUGCGUGUGUUUGUUCCAGCUAGCCCAGCUGCAAGCAGAGCUGGAGGAGGAGUGGAAGGGGAAGUGUGAGCAGGCGUUGGCCUCUGCCCAGGAGCAGCAGGGGCGUCAGAUGGCCCAACUGGCAGAGCAAAAGGACACACUGGAGCAGGGACUGACCCAGCUACAGGAAAAGGUCAACAGCCUAACCCAUAUUUUACCGUACACAAAGCUUUCUCUCUCCUGACGCCCCUUUGGACUCCUGAGUUAAUACAUAGUUUUAUAUUGUGUGGCUAAGGGGGGAUUUGUUAAUGUUGUUAUACAACAAUGGAAUUACAUAAGUAUAAGGCUGUGAAAUGACUUAUUGUGUAGCUUAAUCUGCGAGAGUCUAGUGGUGCGGAAACCUAACUAGUUCCUUCUCAUUCUACCAGUUCUCAUCUCUGAAGCAGUCCAGGGACUCAGAGGAGCAGUGCUUGCUACAGCAGCAGGGACAGGACGAGGAGCUGCAGGUCCUACAAGAAAAGGUACUGGUGUGUUUACAUUUUAGUAUGGCAUUAGCAGCUAACUCUCUCCAUAUCAUUAUGAAGUCCUCUUUCUCACACACUCACAUUCUCUCUCUCUUUUCUCUUGUUCUCUCUUUCUCUCCUCUCUUUCAGUAUUCAGGCCUGCAGGAGCAGUCAUCAGCUAUGAAGCAGAAGCUUGAGGGGCGAGUGGCUGAGCUGGAAAGGAGGCUGGCAGAGCAAGGGGGCCAAGAGGACACUGCAGGACGGGACACUGCAGGACAGGACACUGCAGGGGAGGUGAGAGGGACACAGAGACAUGUUUUCAUUGUGAGAGCUGAGUGUCUUUCUUACCUGUACUUCAUGGUUUGACCCUAGCCCUGUGUGCCCUGGCAGGUGAAGCGUGUGAUGAACGGAGUGUUCCACUCUCUGAGGGGGGAGUUUGACCUACACGAGACCUACACAGGCAGUGCUGUGCUCAGUGUAAUCGUCAACACCAUAAAGGUACUGCAUCUCUGCACGACAAUUAUCAAAACUGUUCUCUUAUUACUGUGUUAUUCACAAUGGAGAUGGACUGAAAGGGAUUUGGGUGAAUUAAUGUUGGUCUUUGACCCUUCAGAGUGUUACUUUGCAACUGCUCAAUGGUACUGAGAGACCUUCGUCCCAUCGGAGGGAAGAGGAGGAGGAGGAGGAGGAGGAGGAGGUGGUGGAGGACAGUGAUGUGAGGCAUAGAGAGGAGAGACCACCACAUGAUGUCCAUGUGAAUGGGGAGGAAGAGGAGGAGCAGAGGACAGAGCCAGAGCAGCCUAGUGAGGCCGUUGGGCAGAGGGAGGGAGACCCCAGAGAUGUGCAGAAGAGGUCUCACCUGGAGGCAGUACCAGAGACCGAGAAGCCGACUAAGGUGGAGCUAGAGGCAGACAUCUACACAGAUCCAGAGCACCAAUCACACUCAACCCAGCCACGACCAACAUCUCCCCAGCCACAGGGAGAUAACACCACCGAGGCUUCGGAACCCACUGACAUAAACCCUGAGGAGAAUCUGCCCUCUGAGAUGGGACAGAAAACUCAGUCAGAAGGUGACAUAAGUACCCCAGAGGUGAAGAAAGUGAGUGUGACUAUUGAGGGUCCCAUGGGUGAACUGGAAAUAACUAGCCCCAAAGCCACCGGUCCUCCAACCCAGCCCCCACCUCCACCAAGCCCUCUGCAUGAUAGUCCUGGGAAAGUAACAAGGUGAGUUCUAUAGAGAGACCACUGAACUACACAACCCAGGCUCAUUUAAUUUAGCCUUAUCUAUGUUCAUAAUAAUAAGUCUGUUGUCCCUUGCUAAUAUGCAUGAAUUCCUGCACUUCUCUCGGCCUUCUAUCCCCCCCCUCGCUCUCCCUCCUUGCUCUACUCUUAUGUCCAUUCUCACUCGUGUGUUCUAUUCUCUCAGUCUGACUGAGGGAGUAGGAGAGGAAAAUGGGAAGGAGACAUUUUUCCAGAGCACAGCCCCAACCAAACCCCCACCACCACCCACUGAGGAGGAGGAGGAGGAGGAUGAGCUGGUGAGGAAGGAUCAGUAGAGCCACACCAGUUCUCUCAGAUUUCUAAACACUGCUUCUGUUCCCCUUGUUUGUCAGUAAAGCCUAAGUUUGUCUGUUACGCGGCCUACUGAAUAGUACAUCAGGUAACAUUAAGCUGGUUUCAAGAUAGAAUUCAGUGGCAGGAUCCUCUGCUGUUGAAUGUGUAUGACAGGAAUUUGUUCUGAAUUACUUAAUUCAUUUCCAAACAGUCUCAGUUAAGUGUUUUGUGGUUGGUCAGCGUAGGAUUACUGAACACUCACAUUUGAUAUACUUUUUCCCAUGUUUUCUCAGAGCUUGAAGGGGCGACCUCCCCCAGCCCCUCUGUUUGGUGAUGAAGAGGAUGAAGAUCUUGACUGGCUGGGCUGA
Messenger RNA from Coregonus sp. 'balchen', 14715 nucleotides. The record is from the annotation of a GenBank genome assembly. NCBI's taxonomy places the organism in Eukaryota, Metazoa, Chordata, Actinopteri, Salmoniformes, Salmonidae.